Molecule: messenger RNA, 3336 nt
Organism: Poecilia reticulata (guppy)
Lineage: Eukaryota; Metazoa; Chordata; Actinopteri; Cyprinodontiformes; Poeciliidae
Source: RefSeq, a predicted model, not a curated record
GAUUGUAAUUUCUCAGAUGUCGUUGAGGGAUGAAAAUAAUCCCAAAUCUGAUGAUAGCGAGUUCAAAGCUGCUAUAAAUGGACCAGCAAAAAUUGGGCAGGGGGCAAGGAUGGUUGUAGGAGGAGAAAUUUGUGUCUGUGCGAGCGUGCAUGCGUGUGUGUGUGUGUGGCUGAGCACUCAGCAUUCUGCCUCACACAUAUGGUUCAUAUUUAGGCCAUGAUGCUGAGCCAAUGGACAAGUUGGCACCGUUUUCUUGGUUCUUGGUUCUACAUUCCCAGCUUUUUUCUCACAUUUUAACCUUAGAAGAACUUCACAAGGGGCAUGGAUGCAAGUGAAAGGGAUCAGCUCAAGAUCGUCACAUCAGCAGCGUCAUCACUCCUCUAGCUCACCUUUCUCCUUCCGUCCUUUUAAGCAUCUCGAUCUUCGCCAAACCCUGUAACCUCUGCUUCCACCCAAUGAGGGAGGGGAGCUGUCCGCGGCGAGCCCUCCCUCAUCUUUUUCUCUCUCCUCCUCUCCCCCUCAACUCGGACUCUAUCCACCGUGUGCUAAUAAAGGAGAGCAUCCGACCCAGCGUAGAGUCCCGCAGCAGACUGGGGGAGCGGCCACUUCAACUCUGCAAACUUUGACUCCUGCCCUUACUCUCAACGCACUGUCCCAGCUUCUGGUAUAAGGACAAAACAGCAGGAUCAGACCAAGGGGGGGAAUUGAGAGCAGCAGGGGCGAAACCGGCUUCCCUUGUGCCCCCCUCCCCGCCCCGCUUCGUCAGGUAAGGCUCCGGGUUGGCAGCCAGAAGCUCUCAGUGGAGGGUCUGGUGCGCACAUGGCACCGCAAACGCGCUCCUCUAUCUGCUGACAGCCGCACAACACGGGAAUCACACUCUGGAUAAUGAGGCCUUCCAACUUUUUUAACUCCAUAACUCACAACAAAACUUAACAAGCUCUCACAUCUGGAAUAAGGAUUUAUCUCUCCGUCCCCUUCUUUACCGGUGGAGGGGGUGGGGGGUAAGAAAAAAGAAAAAAAAAAAAAAGACAGGAGCCAUGCUGGGUUUAAGCAGGAUUCUCGGCCUCCGUGCAGCUCGGAUUCACCGCGGUGGUUCUCCGGGAGCCGGACUCUCACCCGGGCCUUCUUCGUGUCAGAACCAAGGUGCCAGCUCAAGGAUGUACUGUGCGUGUCUGCUGCUGUUGCUGCUCGUCACGCCUCGCGUGGACUCUUCUUGGUGGUACAUCGGGGCUCUGGGAGCUCGCGUAAUCUGUGACAACAUCCCGGGCCUUGUGAACAAACAGCGGCAGCUCUGCCAGCGCCACCCAGACAUCAUGCAGGCCAUUGGCGAGGGCACCAAGGAGUGGAUCAGAGAGUGCCAACACCAGUUCAGACAUCAUCGGUGGAACUGCAGCACACUGGACCGUGAUCACACCGUCUUUGGACGUGUCUUGCUCCGGAGCAGUCGUGAAGCAGCUUUCGUCUACGCCAUCUCCUCAGCGGGAGUCGUGUACGCGCUGACCCGUGCCUGCAGCCAGGGGGAGCUGAAGCUGUGUAACUGCGACCCCCUCCGGCGGGGGCGAGCUAACGAUGGGAAAGGAGACUUUGACUGGGGCGGAUGCAGCGAUAACGUCAACUACGGGAUCAAAUUUGCCAAAACCUUCAUCGAUGCCAAAGAGCGACCCAUCCGGGACGGUCGGGCACUCAUGAACCUCCACAACAACCGCUGUGGCAGAACAGCGGUGAAGCGCUUCAUGAACAUGGAGUGUAAAUGUCACGGCGUGAGCGGCUCCUGCACGCUGCGGACCUGCUGGAUGGCCCUGUCAGACUUCAGGAAGACGGGCGACUACCUGCGGAGGAAGUACAACGGGGCGGUGGAGGUGAUCAUGAAUCAGGACGGGACAGGCUUUACUGUGGCCAACAAAGCCUUCAGGAAGGCCACCAAGAACGAUCUGGUGUACUUUGAGAACUCUCCGGAUUAUUGCCUCCAAGACAAAGCAGCAGGUUCUCUGGGCACCGCCGGACGGGUCUGCAACAAGACAUCGCGUGGCACGGACGGCUGUGAGGUCAUGUGCUGCGGGAGAGGCUACGACACCACCCGAGUCAUGCAAAUCACAAAGUGCGAGUGCAAGUUCAAAUGGUGCUGCGCGGUGGAGUGCAAGGACUGCGAGGAGGCUGUGGACAUACACACGUGCAAGGCCCCUAAGCGAGCAGAGUGGUUGGACAAGACCUGAGGUCGCGCUGCUCCUCUGCUCCCGUCAAACGCAGCCCCACCCGACACCCCUUCGCAGGACAUCAUGUAGAAAAAAAGUGGCAUUCUGGAAAUGUCUGUCCAAAAGUGCUAUGCAUCUCCGCCCCGACCUUGUCUCCUCAUUGCAUGGCUUUUUUUUUUCUUUCUUUUUUUUUUUUUUGGUUUGUUUUUUACUUGUUUGUGAAAGCACUAAGACUCCAUUAUCCAUCGUAAUGAGUCAACACAUAUUAGCUCCUAUUUGUGAAUGUCUGUGUGAUUAAGCCUGCUGGGAUCAGAUGUCAGUGAUAACAACUUGGCUUCAAACACAGAUUCAGCCCAGACGACCUGCUUCUGAUGUGUGGUACUGCUACUUUUCAAAUGGUCUGCUGCUUUCAUGAUUCUUCAAAGACAGAUGUUACUUGAGCCUUGAAACAUAUCCAGUAUUAUUAAUGGCAUCAUAUCAUAUACUCACAUAACUUUGCUUUGUUUAUGUUUGUUUUUUGGGGGGGGGGGUUGGGAUACGGGGGGUACGAGGAUUAUCUUUUGGGAUAAAAACAAAGCAAAAAGCAUACUUGGUUGGACUGUGGACAGUACCUUGGAAAGUGCAAUUCAAGAUGUCUAAACAUGGCAACACGUUGCCGGACAAGCGUCCAGGAAGAGGACUGCUAGAGAAAAAGGAGAUGGACAACCAGAGGAAUUUUAAAAUAAUGGACAAAUGCAUCACUGGAGCAUAGAGUGGCACUGUGUAAAAAGGACAGACAAAAAGGAGGAAAAUGAAAAACAAAAACUGUUUAUAGUGGAUUAUUUAAUUUGUAAAGUGUUGUUUCAUUCCUCAUCUGUUGAUGAGACUGCACUACAUUGGCUGAUGCAAGGAGAGAGAAGAGCACUUGCAUUACUGUGAUUAUACAGUGAGUUUUAGUCUUUUGUGUGUGUGAGUGUGUGUGUAUGUAUGUGUGAUUAGAAAAACCUGCUGCUGAGAAGAAGACAAAGAAAACCGAGGCGUUUAUGGGUCACACAUCAACCACGACACCCACAGAUUUCACCUUUCUGUUCUUGAGCUUGCUUGUAUAACAUUUUGUAUAACUCUCUAUCUAAACAGAUGUUCAUAUAAAAUAUAUGGUGAAUUA